GUGCCAUAAAACGCAAGGUGGAAUUAGAGUGGGGUACAGGGGAUACAGAAUAUCUUCAGAAGGUACAUACUCACGUGGAAGGAGCAUUAAAUGAGUUAAAACCUGACAUCAUUGUCUAUAAUGCUGGGACUGAUAUUCUGGAUGGCGAUCCAUUGGGAGGACUUGCUAUUUCACCUCAGGGAAUUGUGAAGAGAGAUGAAGUUGUGUUCAAGGCUGCCAGAAGCCGCAGAAUCCCAAUCCUGAUGGUGACGUCUGGAGGCUACCAGAAGAGGACAGCACGGAUUAUUGCUGAUUCCAUUCUCAAUUUGCACAACCUGGGGCUUAUUGACAAGGAGCUAGUAACCAGUGGAGCUGAAAAUCCCAAGGUAGAACAGAUGAUUAGAGAGACUGCUAAAGACUUAACCAACUUGUCGCUGCAAUGA
Messenger RNA from Pelecanus crispus (Dalmatian pelican), 422 nucleotides. The record is from RefSeq and is a predicted model, not a curated record. Lineage: Eukaryota; Metazoa; Chordata; Aves; Pelecaniformes; Pelecanidae.